Messenger RNA from Dicrocoelium dendriticum, 507 nucleotides. The record is from the annotation of a GenBank genome assembly. Lineage: Eukaryota; Metazoa; Platyhelminthes; Trematoda; Plagiorchiida; Dicrocoeliidae.
AUGGGCACACAAGCAAUCAGAGAGAAGUUCAUCAACUUGAGGAAGCGGCUUGACCAGUUAGGCUACAAGCAACCACUUAUCUGGACUACUGAGAGUCUGCGAAACGCGAAGAGUGAACUUCUUUCUCAAUUCAAAUUACGAUCAAAUAUCGAAGAUUAUGUGUCUGCCUACAAAGCGGAUAAUGGGCGAUUGAUUCGAGAUAAUAACGACCUCCACAGACAUCUGUUAGCCUUACGGCAAGAUAUAGAGGAGAAAAUGAGAGCUUUCGAUGCAAAAUACAGAAGAUCCGAAGGAGAAAACAAGGAUUUAAAGUUAUUCAAUUCCCAGUGUAUGGAAAAGAUUAAGGAAUACGAAGUCACGACAAAACGAAUGACUGAGCAGCUCACACUCUUACAGGACAAGAAUUCUCAAGCGGUUAUGCACACUCCUGGUAAGAUCUGCAUUGUACAUGUUCCCUUUGGUUUUUACUACCCUACGCCUCACUUGUCUUGGCGUAUGAUAACUUGA